AUUUGUCAGGAAUGACAUGGCAUUCAACAGAUCCAGAAAAGUUUGCUCUAGUUACAGGCCUGUGUGUUAUCUUCCUCGGUAUCACUGGAAUAGUCCUCAACCUCAGUACUCUCCUCUUCUUAAUACCAAUAUCCUCCCGGGUAUCACUGGACUAGUCCUCAACCUCAGUACUCUCCUCUUCUUCCUCAAAUACAACCACCGAGGAGAGAAGCACCGGAAGAGGUUCAGAAACCGUUCUAGUUAACAUGAGUGUAGUUGACAUCCUCCUCUCCCUAGCUGCUGCUACUAUCAGAGGACCUGGCUUCAUCUGGCCCAGUGUUAUCUACGGGGAGGCUACUACCCUAGGUACAGGCACUGUCAGAUGCACUUUCUUCAGUGUCAUCUCCUCCUGGCUCCUUAGUGAUCUCAACACCUUGGCUAUCAUCCCUAUAUCCUGCAUCUGUGUCUUCCUCCCUUCUGAAAAGCAGAUGAGAGGGAUUAUAGCAGCUGUCUGGUGUCUUCCUCUGAUUGAGCUUAUCCUCCUCAUCGUAGGAAUAGAGGGAGGGUACUUGAACUCUCACUACACCACCAGUUACCACAAGUGUUCUAUUCAUCUGGCUGAUGGGAAGAUGUUCAACUGGGAGAACUUGGUGGACUACUUCAACAUGAUCAUCUUCAAUAUCUUGCCUCUACUUAUACAUGUUGGUAUCUGGAGUGCGCUGUGUUUUAAGGAACCUCGCAUGACACGUGGUAAGCGUCUUUCUGGAGCGCUGGUUGUGACUACUGCUCUGGUAACCUGGUUACCUUAUGGGAUAGUCCAUGGUAUCUUACGCUACGAUACUUCUGAAGAAAAGUCACUUGUGUACAUAUUCUUCUACCUUUCUAUCGUUACUAAUCCUAUUAUUUACGGGUUCCUGAUGUACAAAUGUGAUAUUUUCCGGGAAGGUUGCUCAGAUUGCUGCUGUGGUGAAGAUUCUGAGGCUCAGCCGAGUUAUUCAGAGCCAGCUAGAGUUGUGGAGCCUAAAUCAUUCACUGAUAUCGUCAGUGCGACUCACUCCAUGACGGACACUGUUACUAGCCCUCUGUGUCAGGGCAGAGUUGCUAUUAUGGGAUCCUCAUCUUCUGCUGUUGUUGCUGACAAUUCCUCCCCUCCGAAUACAGCUAGUGCAACAACCACCAAGGUGAAACCUGAUAAGCUAAAUGUUUAGCAAAAGAUUAAAUAAACCAUGUGCAAGAAAAACUGAAGAUAAAAAGGUCCAGUUGUUAAAUUUACAUUUAAAAUAAUUAACUCUUUUUUAGCAUGAAAUAAAUCUUGUACUUAGUUUUAUCUAAUUUUAAACUGUUAAUAAGUUCUUAAUUAGCUAGAUAUUUUACAAGUUUGGGGAUAUUAUCGUAUUUUAGACAUUUUAAUUUCAUUUAUUUCCUGUGAUUAAUUUGUUCAUAUUUUAUUUGUAAUCUAUUCUAAUUACUG
Messenger RNA from Bolinopsis microptera, 1450 nucleotides. RefSeq lists its product as uncharacterized. The transcript has 2 exons. The record is from RefSeq and is a predicted model, not a curated record. Bases 246 to 1187 code for a protein of 313 amino acids. NCBI's taxonomy places the organism in Eukaryota, Metazoa, Ctenophora, Tentaculata, Lobata, Bolinopsidae.